UAACAUUUGGCAUAUACAAGCCCCACUGCUGAUGCUCUAACACCCCUGUCCUGUAUUUGGCCUUAGGGAUCGACUUCGACAGUUGAACUCAACCCAGAACUCAGAACUCAAACAAGACAUCAACAAUGGAAGAAGCUGCGGCAUCUCAGACCACACCAACACCAACACCAGCACCAACUCCAACUCCAACACCAACUCAAGCACCAGCACCAACAUCAACACCAACACCAACACCAACUCCAACUCCAAUUCCCACACCAACUCCAACAUCAACACCGACUCCAACACCAACAUCAACGCCAACACCAACACCAUCAACAACGCCAACUCCAACACCAACACCAACACCAACACCAACAACAACUCCAACUCCAAUUCCAACUCCAACUCCGACUCAAGUCCCAAACACAGCCCAGUGUCCCCCUCCAAAUCCUCCUCCUUCUCUUCCUCCCAAGUCCAAGAAGAGACCACUAGACACUACUACUAGUGUUCAUUUCCAGAACUCCAACUACUUUAAGAUGCGCUCUAUUCUUAGGGAUCUUCGUCCUCAUUUUCUCGAGGCUCUCCGGACCCCUGACUUUCGGAAAUGCAAGGCAGCUGAUGAAAUACGAGAACAGAUGAAGCUUCUGGUGGAACUACACAAGGAGUUCACAGCAGAAACAGCUUCCUUGGGUAAGAAUAAGAAUGUGCCAGAAGGCCAAAACCAGGAUGGUCAAAAACCACAAGAGCAGCCCAAGGAUGUUAAACCAACAACAGAGCAGCCUCAACCAGAUAGGGUAUUUUCAAAACCGUCUGAGAAGCAGCGGGCUGAAGAUGGUCGAAGUCAAGGGAUACACAUUGUUGGAGGAUCAGCUUUUGGCUGGAACUUUGUCACUUAUUCAGCCAAGGAACCGGCCUAUUAUGGAGAAACGAAAGAAACAUUUCGAUUGAGGAAUCCAAUAAAGUAAUUCCCUUCACACUGUAGCUGGCUUAAGGAGUCUAUGUGCGUGUGCGCAUGCGUGCGUGUGUACACUAAUUUAUUCAACAUUGACAGCUGAAACUUUGCAGAACCUACCCCAAUGGAUGUAAUAAUUUUAUUGUUGCAUAUUUUAGGAUCAACUAAGUUGUCAUGGGGAUCGGCAGAAGUGAUAGCUUAGUAUUUCUUGUUGUCUGUCUGUUUCUGUAAUAUUCUUUCUAGGCGCCCCUAUUUCUUUCGUUAGUGUUCCUUAAGCGGCUUUGAUGCAUGGGCUUUUCUUUUAA
Messenger RNA from Quercus robur (English oak), 1239 nucleotides. RefSeq lists its product as uncharacterized. Lineage: Eukaryota; Viridiplantae; Streptophyta; Magnoliopsida; Fagales; Fagaceae. The coding region runs from base 126 to 947 and encodes 273 amino acids. The transcript has 3 exons. The record is from RefSeq and is a predicted model, not a curated record.